CGCCUUGCGUGUCGGGGGGAGGCCGCUCUCGUGAAGGCGAAGAGUGCUUUGCUGCAGCCGGGUAGGCGUUGGGGCCCUUCCCUCAGGCGCUCCAAGCUGCGGGUCCACAGCGGAUCCUCAAAGAAAAAAAACAAACCCCAGGCUCCUCUCCCGAGGACGAGAGUUGCAGUGUUCCCUGGCCCCGGGUGCAGCCGGAACUUAAUCAGUAAGAUGCCUUUGUGGACUCGACAGUUUUCCAGAUACUGCUCUUUGUUAAAUGCAUACAAUAUUAUAAAGAGUACAGAGCUGAGAAAGCAAUCAAUAAAAAUGUGGACACGUUUUCUUGAACCGUCAGAUUUGCAGUGCUUUUGUCCUUACGGAUAUUAUUGCCACGUGCUGUUAAAGAAGUUUAGAACUUUGCAUCUGGAUAAUCACAGGCAAUUCUGCAGCUCAAGUACUGAGCCCCAACAGACCUCACUUUCUUUCAUUGACAAGCCAAAACCUGAGAUAGUGCCUACUGUAGAUACCGAAGAAUUGCUUCAAGAUUUGGACGAUGAUUUGCCUAUAUCUCCCUUGGAGAAAAUUUCAGAAGAUGAAUCUCUUCAAAUCAAAGCUGCACCACCACCUCCAUUAGAAUCUUUCUCACUUAGAGAUUAUGUUGACCAUUCGGAAACAUUGCGCAAAUUGGUGCUUCUAGGUGUCAACUUGUCCAUGGUGGAAAAACAUCCAAAUGCAGGCCAGCUUCUUGUAAAACUAGAUUUUGAAAAUGAUAUUAAAAGAAUCCUUCUAUUUCUUAAGGAUAUUGGUUUGGAAGAUACACAGUUUGGCGCAUUUCUCACUAAAAAUCCUUAUAUUCUCAGUGAAGAGGUGGAAGAUCUAAAAACAAGGGUCAACUAUCUAAUAUCAAAAAAGUUUUCCAAAGAAGCAGUCACACAAAUGGUCUUAAGGGCUCCAUGUUUACUUCUUCUUUCUGUGGAAAAACUGGAUGAUAGAUUGGGUUUCUUCCAAAAUGUACUUGGACUAAAUCCAAGAAAGACUAGAAAUCUGGUAAUCCGUCUUCCAAGAUUGCUAACUGGCAAACUUGAACCAAUUGAAGAAAAUCUUUCAGUAUAUGAGCAAGAACUUGGAUUUAGUAAGAAUGAAAUCCGCCAUAUUGCACACACUGUCCCUAAGAACUUAAGUACAAGCAAAAAAAAAUUAACACAGAUUUUUGAUUAUGUGCAUAAUGUAAUGGGCAUUUCCCAUAGACUUAUGGUACAUUUUCCUCAGAUUUUUAAUACAAAUUUUUUACGAAUCAAAGAAAGACAUCUAUUUCUUAAGUUCCUGGGAAGGGCCCAAUAUGAUCCGGAGCAACCAAGUUACAUCUCCUUGGAAAAAUUGAUAGCCUUGCCAGAUGAUGUGUUUUGUGCUGAAGUUGCUAAAGCAGAAGAAACAGACUUUGAAAAAUUUUUGAAAACGCUGUAAAGAACUUUUUUUUAAAUAUAAACACAUCUGGUAGUAUGCCUUUCAACUGCAAAUUUUGACAAAACUUUGUCAAUAAGUAAACUGACUUCUAAAUAUGCAAACUAAUUUAGAAAUAAGAUAGCACUUAUAUACAAGUGUGCUGAUAAAUGUUACAUAAGAAAACAAAACAUCAUAAACCAAAUAAAAGGAUUGAGCAUUUAUACUCAUGAGUGCAACCACCAGUGUUUCCUGUCAGUGACCUAGAUGUAAUGUUUACCUAAGUAUAAAAAUACCUGGUUUUAGAUUUAUUCCACAGUGAAUAAACCAAUAUUAUUACAU
Molecule: messenger RNA, 1761 nt
Organism: Protobothrops mucrosquamatus (brown spotted pit viper)
Lineage: Eukaryota; Metazoa; Chordata; Lepidosauria; Squamata; Viperidae
Gene: MTERF3
Product: mitochondrial transcription termination factor 3
Exons: 8
Coding region: 211-1443 (410 amino acids)
Biological process (GO): regulation of DNA-templated transcription; mitochondrial ribosome assembly
Cellular component (GO): mitochondrion
Molecular function (GO): double-stranded DNA binding
Source: RefSeq, a predicted model, not a curated record